AAUUGGUCGCCUUACGGUCCCCCACGCUCGAGGCAUCUUAUAAGAACUCGCCCCCUCCAAAAACCCUAACUCUUAACACAAAACCACACGAGUAAAAGACGGGAAACGAUGGAGAACGCAGAAGAGAUGGAAGUAGAAGAAGAACAAUCAACUACCAGUUCGACAGCCUUCAAGCGAUUCGGCCUCAAGAACUCAAUCCAAACAAAUUUCGGCGAUGAUUACGUUUUCCAAAUCGCUCCCAAGGACGAUUGGACGUCCAUGGCGGUGUCGCUUUCGACGAACGCGGUGAAGUUGUACUCGCCGCUGACGGGGCAGUACCUAGGGGAAUGCAAGGGUCAUUCUUCAACAAUCAAUCAAAUAUCCUUCUCAGGACCAUCCUCUCCGCAUGUGCUGUACUCCUGCUCGUCUGAUUGUACCUUCAGAGCGUGGGAUUCGAGGUCUUUCCAACAGGUAUCUUGCAUAAAUGCUGGUUCAUCACAGGAGGUCUUCAGCUUCUCGUUUGGUGGUGCAGGUGAUAAUCUUCUUGCUGCAGGAUGCAAGUCUCAGAUACUUUUCUGGGAUUGGAGGACGAUGAAGCAGGUGGCAUGCUUGGAGGAAUCUCACAUGGAGGAUGUUACUCAGGUUCACUUCAUUCCUGGUCAUCAAGGCAAGCUUGUGUCGGCUUCUGUUGAUGGAUUAAUGUGUCUUUUCGAUACCAAUGGAGAUAUAAAUGAUGAUGAUCACUUGGUAUCAGUAAGUGGGAUUAUCCUCUCCGGUGUUCAGUUUUUCGGUGAGACAAAUCAGAAAUUGUGGUGCCUAACACAUAUUGAAACCUUGAGUGUUUGGGAUUGGAAUGACUCGAGAACAGAAGCCAACUUUGAGGAUGCUCGUACAUUGGCCUCUGAAAGUUGGACAUUGGAUCAUGUUGACUAUUUUGUUGAUUGUCAUUAUUCGGCUGAGGAGGAUCACCUAUGGGUCAUUGGAGGCACAAAUGCUGGCACGAUUGGUUACUUCCCUGUAAAGUAUGCCAGUAUAAAGACGAUUGGGUCACCGGAGGCUAUUUUUCAAGGUGGUCAUACAGGAAUCGUGAGGACUGUGUUGCCCAUGUGCAGCAUACCUGGUAGAACAUCAAAGAGUCGUGGCAUUUUUGGAUGGACUGGUGGUGAAGAUGGUCGCUUAUGUUGCUGGUUGUCGGAUGACUCAACAGAUGCAAACCGUUCUUGGGUAUCAAGUACAUUGGUUGAAAAAUCUCCAAAAGCUCGAAGGAAAAGUCGCCAUAGUCCUUACUAGAACCCCAUCUCCCUCCACUUUUUCUCAUUUCUCUCCUUUUUUAGAUGUACCAUGUUGUAAUAUUUAUUAAUUUGUCCCAAAUUUACGAAGCACUUGCACGCCCAACAAUGUAUCUGGAAACAGAGUUUUGUUCUAUAGGAGAGUGUUUUACACUAAA
This is a messenger RNA of Sesamum indicum (sesame), 1426 nucleotides long. Lineage: Eukaryota; Viridiplantae; Streptophyta; Magnoliopsida; Lamiales; Pedaliaceae. The record is from RefSeq and is a predicted model, not a curated record.